Gossypium raimondii (Peruvian cotton) is the source of this 4000-nucleotide messenger RNA. Its product is annotated as protein CROWDED NUCLEI 4. Gene Ontology annotation, cellular component: nucleus. Lineage: Eukaryota; Viridiplantae; Streptophyta; Magnoliopsida; Malvales; Malvaceae. Bases 250 to 3546 code for a protein of 1098 amino acids. The transcript has 9 exons. Gene Ontology annotation, biological process: nucleus organization. The record is from RefSeq and is a predicted model, not a curated record.
CAAACUGGCAGCCUAAAUUUCCCGAUACGACAUCGCUUUUGGAUCAUCCCAAUAGAAAGUUCUUUUUCUUGGCGAUUUCAACUCUCAAAAAAACAAAACCUCACUCAGUGGUGAGCCGGUGACUCAGUACUUUGAUUCUCUCCCUUUCCCUCUUUACAGAGAAAAAGAAAGAAAAGUGAAGAAUCAUAUUCAGAAUAGCUACAGGCGUACGGAACUCUAGGGUUUUGGUGCCGUGAUCUGGUUUAGAAGAUGGCGAGUCCGAUCACGCCGGGAAGCGGCAGGGCGUUGUCUAUAAUGCCGGGGUCUAGGGUUGUGAAGAGUCCUCUUAGUGACGAAACCAUUUGGAAACGACUCAAGGAAGCUGGAUUCGAUGAGGAAUCGAUCAAGAAGAGAGAUAAAGCUGCGCUUAUUGCUUAUAUUGCAAAGCUUGAAGCUGAGCUCUUUGAGCACCAACACCACAUGGGCCUUCUUAUAUUGGAGAGAAAGGAGCUUGCUUCCAAGUAUGAACAAAUUAAAGCCUCUGCUGAAGCAAGUGAGAUAAUGCAAAUGCGGGAUCAAGCUGCACAUGCAUCUGCUCUUGCAGAAGCAAAAAAGCGAGAGGAUGGUUUGAAGAAAUCUUUAGGAGUUGAGAAAGAGUGCAUAGCAAGCAUUGAGAAAGCAUUGCAUGAGAUGCGUGCAGAAUCUGCUGAAACUAAGGUUGCCGCUGAAAGUAGAUUAGCUGAAGCGCGUAUUAUGAUAGAGGAUGCUCAGAAGAAGUUUGCAGAGGCUGAGGUAAAGUUUCAUGCUGCAAAGUCCUUACAAACAGAAGCUAGCCUCUUUCAACGCACUGCUGAGAGAAAGCUCCAAGAAGUUGAAGCACGUGAAGAAGACCUUAGUAGACGUAUUGUACUGUUCAAAAAUGAUUGUGACACAAAGGAGAAGGAGAUUACUCUUGAACGGCAAUCACUGAGUGAGAGGCAGAAGAUUAUACAGCAAGAACAUGAAAGACUACUUGAUGGGCAAGCUUCUUUGAACCAGAGAGAGGAGUAUAUCUUUAGUAGAAGUCAAGAAUUAAAUCAACUGGAGAAGGAGUUGGAGGCAUCAAGAGUGGAUAUUGAGCGGGAACAUAAAGCUUUGAAGGAUGAAAAAUCCAAACUUGAGUUGACUUUAGCUUCUCUUUCAAAAAGAGAGGAGGCUAUUACUGAGCGAGAAGUUCUGCUUAGCAAGAAAGAACAACAGCUGCUUGUUUCUCAAGAGAAACUUGCAAACAAGGAAUCUGAUGAAAUUCGCAAGGCCAUUGCUAGUCAUGAAACUGUACUAAGAACCAAAAAAUCUGAGUUUGAGGCUGAGCUUGAGAUCAAGCGCAAAAUGGCUGAAGAUGAGAUUGAAAUGAAGAGACGGGCAUGGGAGUUGAAGGAGAUGGAUAACAAUCAAAGGGAAGAUCUAAUUCGUGAAAGAGAACAUGAUUUUGAUGUUCGAUCAAGGAUAUUAGCAGAGAAGGAGAAGGAUGUGACUGAAAAGUCAAAUCUCAUAGAGGAGAGAGAAAAAAGUUUGAGUGGUUUUGAAAAGGAACUUGAGUUGAAUAAAGUUCUUUUAGAAAAUGAAAAGGAAGAGAUAAAGAAAAUGAAACUUGAGCUUCAGAAGUCAUUGUCUUCAUUAGAAGAUAAAAGAAACCAAGUUGAUUUUGCAAAGGAGAAACUACAAGCCAUGAGAAGUGAGACACAUGAAUUAUCGAAUUUAGAAUCAAAACUGAAGGAGGAACUUGAUUUGGUUAGGGCACAAAAGUUGGAGCUGAUGGCUAAUGCAGAUAGGUUACAAGUAGAGAAGGCCAAAUUUGAAACUGAGUGGGAAUUGAUUGAUGAAAAAAGAGAAGAGCUGAAGAAGGAAGCCAUGCGUGUUCAUGAGGAGAGAGAAGCAGUUUUGAAGUUUCUCAAGGAUGAGCGUGAUAGCUUGAGAAGAGAGCGUGAUGUAAUGCGAGAGAAGCAUAACAAGGAUGUUGAAUCAUUGAAUCGUGAGAGAGAAGAUUUCAUGAACAAGAUGGUAAGUGAGCAUUCUGAUUGGUUCAACAGGAUUCAACAAGAGCGUGCUGAAUUGUUGCUGGGAAUUGAAACCCAGAAGAGGGAGCUGGAGAAUUUUAUUGAGAAAAGGCGUGAAGAAUUGGAAAGUUCUUUGAAGGAAAGAGAGGAAGCUUUUGAGCGAGAAAAGAGAACUCAAUUUCAGCAUAUUAAUGCUUUGAAGGAAAGAGCAGAGAAAGAGUUAGAACAAGCUACCUUAGAAAUGAAAAGGCUUGAUGCUGAGAGAAUAGAGAUCAAAUUGGAUCGUGAGCGAAGGGAAAGGGAGUGGGCAGAGUUGAACAAGUCUAUUGAGGAGCUUAAGCUGCAAAGGCACAAAUUGAAGCAGCAGAGGGAACUACUGCAUGCUGAUAGAAAAGAAAUACAUGCUGAGAUUGAAGAGCUAAAAAAGUUGGGGGACUUGAAAGCUGCUGUGGAUAAUAUGAUGGUUGCUCAAAUGCAAUGCUCUAUUGUAGAGCUUAGCCGGCAGAAAGCAUCUGAAAGAAAGACUCUGAAAGAGCAAACUGUCAUGCAAAAUUCUGGAUCCGGUUCAGUUAAAAAUAGGGUCGUUGCUGACAAUGGCAAUGGAUUCAACUCGCCAAUGUCAAAACCAGAUAGUGCUUCUCCUAGCUCUGCCCGUUUCUCUUGGAUUAAGCGCUGCAGAGAAUUGAUAUUCAAAAAUGCCCCUGACAUGGCCCAAAUGAAGCCAGAAGAAAGAUCUUUGAUCUCUGACCAUGAAGAUGUGUUUUUGACGUCAGCUGGAAAGUUGGUUUUAAGCCAUGGGUGUGAUGGGCAAAAAUACAAGCAGUAUGGAAGAAAGCCCUUGGGAUUUGAUGGGGAACCAAAAGUGACAGUGGAAGUGCCCUCAGAAGAUGAGGUGCUCAAAGGAAUUCAUCAUUUGGAAUCUGGAUUUGAAAAAAGCAAUGCGGGAAAGUCUUUAGUAUCUGAAGAAGGGAUUCAAGCUGGAAGGAAAAGAAGAGUUGACAGCUCACCUUCACGUGGUACUAAAAAAAGGAGGCAAACAAAAGAUGCUUCUGUAAUUCAAGAAGAGGAUUGUGCUCACAGUGUAAAUUCAACUGAACCAAAUUCGCUUCCAGAUCAGCCUGUAUCAUUGUCAUAUGAUCAGAGUCAAGGAGGAGCUGAUGAGACUAAUGCACUGGUUGUUGAUAAAAUAACAGAGAUUUUGGAAGAGACCUUUGAAAAAAAGGUUGUAGUUGAUUCUUCCAAUCUAGGAAAUACUGACCAUUUGCAGGAUAUUGUAGCAGAAUCAAUGCAGGGUAUUCCUCAAAGUGGAGGAAUGUGCAGUCUUGCAAGUGCUUCAGGAGAGAAUGGUGGAUCUGGGGAUCCAGUAAUUGUUCAAGAAGCACAUUUGGGGAAGGUUUCUCAAGUUACCAAGCCCUAUCAGCCAAUGAAAGACGUGUCAGAAGGAGGCACAAAGCUUGAAGACAACGUAGUUCCCAAACUAGAUGAGAAUGAGAAAAUGGGAAUGAGGACGAGGUCAAAGCAGAAGUUGUAGAAAUAUAUGUAGUUUCUUUUUAGCUUCUACAGUUAUAUUUUAACCAUUUUGCACAAAGAAUAGCAGAUGUUCAACAUGCCAUGUAACAACUAAACAUGGGAAAGAUGCUUACUAACUUGGAUCUUGUUCAGAAUACUUGUAAAUGCUUAUCCUUUUAUUUUGGUGUGGGUUUGUUUAGUAGUGCUGGUUUAUGAUGUUCUUAGUUUCCAUAGGGUGGUUUGUUAGGUUUUAUAGUGUGUUUGCGUUGGUUUAUUAUGGCUGAUAUGAUGAAAAAAUAGGAUUAGAUUUUUGCCCUAGAUGUUUCAAAGUCGUCAGUUUCUCUAUCAGUGAAACUGGUAUUGGAAAUGAUUUGGAUGGGGUUUGUUUUGUUUAGAACUCUUUCAACCCACAGAUGAGACAUUCCCGCUGGAGAUUUUUACAAUCUUCUACAUGAUUAAACUUCAUUGUUUUUCCA